Theileria equi strain WA is the source of this 336-nucleotide messenger RNA. RefSeq lists its product as hypothetical. The record is from RefSeq and is a predicted model, not a curated record. The transcript is spliced from 2 exons. Gene Ontology annotation, molecular function: nucleic acid binding. Bases 1 to 336 code for a protein of 111 amino acids. Lineage: Eukaryota; Apicomplexa; Aconoidasida; Piroplasmida; Theileriidae.
AUGUUCUCCCUACCCUUGCCUGACGGGUACGACCCUGGUUCGACGAUUAUAGUCGAUGGAUUUCCAUCGAGUUUCUCGGUCAACGACUGCAAGAACUUUCUCUCGUGGUUUGGUCCGAUUAUCUACAUUGACAAGCUCACGCACCCAGACGGUGCCUUUUGUUAUGUCGUCGUAUUUGCGUCCCCGGUGCACGCGGAGCAGAUGCUAAAGCUCAAGACUAUCGCCAUUGAUUCGGGAAAUACAAAGAUUACUGUGCAGACACCUCAGGAAAUGGAGUCUAUAUGGAAUACUGUCGGAGAUAUGUUCAAUAAUGCAGGAUCGGUAAGUUUAAUGUGA